Hyalella azteca is the source of this 1022-nucleotide messenger RNA. RefSeq lists its product as uncharacterized. The transcript has 7 exons. Bases 1 to 867 code for a protein of 288 amino acids. Lineage: Eukaryota; Metazoa; Arthropoda; Malacostraca; Amphipoda; Hyalellidae. The record is from RefSeq and is a predicted model, not a curated record.
AUGGCCACGUCCGACGAAGAAGCGCUCACCGCCGGUUCAUCCGCCCAAUUGUUGCCCCGCACUCCCACGUGUCCAGGGACCCAACAGAUGCUCACUGUUCUCCUUGCUUCAGCCAGGCUUACAAUUGAUGACGUAAAUGAUGAUGCAGAUGAUGACGUAAAUGAUGAUGCAGAUGAUGACGUAAAUGAUGAUGCAGAUGAUGACGUAAAUGAUGAUGCGGAUGAUGACGUAAAUGACGAUGCGGAUGAUGACGUAAAUGAUGAUGCGGAUGAUGACGUAAAUGAUGAUGCGGAUGAUGACGUAAAUGAUGGACCAAGUAGUAUUUGCUUGCCACCGCACCGCUGCCACGACCUGCCACCGCACCGCUGCCACGACCUGCCACCGCACCGCUGCCACGACCUGCCACCGCACCGCUGCCACGACCACAGCCAAAAGAUGACGCGAGCUCUGAUGCUUCUCAUCGUAGCUGCCGCAGCCUCGUCCGCGGCAGGUACAGCAUCCCCUUGCUACGUGGCGUACGUGUCGAAAUUAUAUGGGCUCACCCUUGUCGAAAGUUGCCGUCUGCAGUACAAGACGGAUUUAGACAAGUUUACAGCAAAUGAAAAAUGCUCCUGGGGAAGUCCCGAGUACGACACAGCAACAUGUGAUCCAAUUCUGUACAAUUACGCCAAGUGCGCGUGGAAAUCUGCUGGACUCCUGAAGCCUGACAAUACAUUGGACGAUGGGGCCUUCCUGACGAUUAAUGUGAAGAACAAAUGCAGCAAUGACGCCAACUUCGCACAAGCUUACCAGAAAUGCAAGAGCUCCACCAUGCAAUAUUUGUUCUUUCUUCGGUUCGCGAGGUGUGUCGGGAAUUUCGGGCCCUGAUCAGCUCACUCAAUGCAAGGAAACCUACUGACUCGGAACAAGACUGACUGAACUCGCCCGUACUCCUUUGGAUUUCACGGGAUAUUUGGGGGAUUUUUGGGAUUUUUUUGGUACACUAUAUUUUCUUAUUUCUUCAUUAAAUUUGGUGGUGUUUC